This is a messenger RNA of Parasteatoda tepidariorum (common house spider), 558 nucleotides long. Its product is annotated as retrovirus-related Pol polyprotein from transposon 412. The record is from RefSeq and is a predicted model, not a curated record. NCBI's taxonomy places the organism in Eukaryota, Metazoa, Arthropoda, Arachnida, Araneae, Theridiidae. Gene Ontology annotation, molecular function: nucleic acid binding. Gene Ontology annotation, biological process: DNA integration.
AUGGCUAUUCUUGUCACGGAUAUUAUGGCUGAGACUGUGGCACGUGCGUUUGUGUCACAAUGGGUGUCACGCUUUGGUGUGCCUUCGACUAUCACCACCGAUCAAGGACGACAAUUCCAGUGUACCCUCUUCUCUACCUUGACUAGGCUUCUGGGUAUAAGGCACAUUAGAACGACACCCUAUCAUCCUGUAAGCAAUGGAAUAGUGGAAGGGUUUCAUCGUUCCUUAAAGCAGUCUAUAAUGUGCCAUGGUACGCAAAGAUGGAAUGAAUCUCUUCCAUUGGUGCUCCUCGGAUUGCGUUCUUCAUUCAAGAAGGAUUUAAAGUGUACAUCUGCAGAGCUAGUCUAUGGCAUGACACCACGCCUGCCAGCUAAAUUCUUAUCUCCAUCAAGUACCAUCGAUCCUCAUCCGUCGGACUUCCUUGACCACCUUAGAGACACUAUGCAGUCCUUAGCCCCAACACCGGCAUCAACUCACAACAAGCCAGACUCAUUUGUGCACCCGUCCCUGAAAAGCUGUACACACGUCUUCAUUCGUCAUGGUGGUGUAAAGAAAUAA